AAAACCACAAACUUUUAGCUUGGGCUCCCUGUGCUCUAAAAUCCAAGAUGGCGGUCGCACGCAAAUUUAUCGACAAGAAAGUUCUUCACAAUUACAUCCGCAGUACCGAUGCUCAUAAUAAGUUUUUUACUCUACAAAAGAUCAGAGAAGAACAAGAUAUGUGGCGUCUUCGACAAGCACAGAACACACAAAAGAGUGAUUGUCUUGCAUCAUUAGCAGCAACUAGCAAAAGAAGAGGAAGGUUGCACAGUGAUGAACCUUCAGAUUCUGGUGAGAGGAACACAUACUGGAUGAAGCAGUUAACUGAAUUUGAAAGCUCCUGUACUGAUAGAUGGGGUCACAGUGGCUACAAAGAGCUUUACCCUGAGGAGUUUGCCUCAGGUUUUACUGACUCUGAUGAUGACUCUGAAGAUGAGAAGAAAAAGAAAAAGAAGACUUCAAAGAAACGGUAACUUACACUGGUGAAUUAAAGAUUAAACUGGGUUUAGUAUGAGGUUUGAUAAUGUAAUAUCAUAC
Messenger RNA from Nematostella vectensis (starlet sea anemone), 516 nucleotides. RefSeq lists its product as uncharacterized. The record is from RefSeq and is a predicted model, not a curated record. The transcript has 4 exons. Lineage: Eukaryota; Metazoa; Cnidaria; Anthozoa; Actiniaria; Edwardsiidae. The coding region runs from base 48 to 452 and encodes 134 amino acids.